Messenger RNA from Paramacrobiotus metropolitanus, 933 nucleotides. RefSeq names its product coatomer subunit zeta-1-like. Gene Ontology annotation, cellular component: COPI vesicle coat. The transcript is spliced from 6 exons. Lineage: Eukaryota; Metazoa; Tardigrada; Eutardigrada; Parachela; Macrobiotidae. The coding region runs from base 148 to 690 and encodes 180 amino acids. Gene Ontology annotation, biological process: retrograde vesicle-mediated transport, Golgi to endoplasmic reticulum; intracellular protein transport; intra-Golgi vesicle-mediated transport. The record is from RefSeq and is a predicted model, not a curated record.
UUGCUGGCACAUUUUUGGAAAAGACAGAAGUCACAAAUUUUCCAGCUUAAAUGUUCAAUAUUUUAUCCGCAAAACAGGAGCGGCAUCCUUGAAAUUUGGAUUGUAUCUUGUUUUUUGAACCAGAUUUCCAAUUUCGGCACCGGUAUAAUGGAUAACGAGCAGAAAAUUCUCGAACCAAGCUUGUAUGUUGUGAAAGCUUUACUGAUACUGGAUAGUGAUGGAAAUCGUCUGAUUGCAAAGUAUUACGAUGACACAUUCCCGAAUCUUAAGGAACAGAAGGCAUUCGAGCGCAGUCUAUUUUCCAAAACAAGCAAAGCCAGCGGAGAAAUCAUAUUGAUUGAUGGACUGACUUGUGUCUACAAGAGCAACGUGGAUCUCUACUUUUAUGUUGCGGGUAGCAGCCAUGAAAAUGAACUAAUGCUGACAGCAGUUUUAAACUGCUUGUACGACGCCACGCAAAAAGUUUUGGGAAAGAGCUUCGAGAAACGGAAUUUUAUGGACAACUUGGACUCGAUAUUUCUGAUUGUGGACGAGAUUGUAGAUGGCGGAAUUAUUUGCGAAAUCGAUCCGGAUUCCGUCACACAGAGAGCCGCGAUCCGCACCGAGGAGCAGCUGCCUUUAGGAGAGCAAACAGUGGCCCAAGUUUUGCAGACAGCAAAGGAGCAGCUACGAUGGUCGCUUUUGAAAUGAACCAGCACAAUUAUUUUGGUACUGAUUCGUUUACAGCUUUUAUUUUUGGCUGACGAUAAUUUCGUAAAAAAGAACAAAAAAUCAACAACGGAACUUUAACAAAAAAAUGCAUUGUUAUGAGGUGUUUAGAAUAACUUAUUGGUAAUUUGGGAUGGUGGCUCUUUAAAUCUCAUGCGGAUCUUUAUCGAUUACUGUAUUUUGCAUCGCCGCCAUAAUGAUGACUUAAAUAAACCGACGAAUAAG